Messenger RNA from Felis catus (domestic cat), 6777 nucleotides. It is a transcript of the gene CKAP5, whose product is annotated as cytoskeleton associated protein 5. The record is from RefSeq and is a predicted model, not a curated record. The transcript has 45 exons. Gene Ontology annotation, molecular function: microtubule plus-end binding; microtubule plus end polymerase activity. Lineage: Eukaryota; Metazoa; Chordata; Mammalia; Carnivora; Felidae. Bases 185 to 6310 code for a protein of 2041 amino acids. Gene Ontology annotation, cellular component: spindle pole; microtubule plus-end; kinetochore. Gene Ontology annotation, biological process: centrosome duplication; establishment or maintenance of microtubule cytoskeleton polarity; mitotic spindle organization.
GUAAACAAUGCCGGCUGCAGUGAGCUAAAGCCUGGGGCAUCUGCUCUACUUCUGGGUGGUGACAGCGGCCCUAGGGUGCUUGUUUGGAUAUGCAGUGGUUGAGCUGUGUCCACGACCCGGCUUUGCCCCAGCCUGGUUCCUCUUGCGGAAUUACUCUUAAUUCUGAGGAGAAACUGGAAGCACAAUGGGAGAUGACAGUGAGUGGAUGAAACUGCCGGUUGAUCAGAAAUGUGAACACAAGCUCUGGAAAGCAAGGUUAAGUGGAUAUGAAGAAGCCCUGAAGAUCUUCCAGAAAAUAAAGGAUGAAAAGAGCCCAGAAUGGUCCAAAUUUUUAGGACUGAUCAAAAAAUUUGUGACUGAUUCCAAUGCAGUGGUUCAGCUGAAAGGGUUAGAAGCUGCACUUGUGUAUGUUGAAAAUGCCCAUGUAGCAGGAAAAACCACAGGAGAAGUUGUGUCAGGUGUCGUAAGUAAAGUGUUCAACCAGCCCAAAGCCAAAGCCAAGGAGCUAGGCAUUGAGAUUUGUCUGAUGUACAUAGAGAUUGAGAAAGGAGAGGCUGUGCAAGAAGAGCUCCUAAAAGGCCUGGACAACAAGAACCCCAAGAUUGUAGUGGCCUGCAUAGAGACACUGAGGAAAGCCUUAAGUGAAUUUGGUUCCAAAAUCAUCUUGCUUAAGCCAAUUAUCAAAGUGUUGCCAAAACUCUUUGAGUCUCGAGAAAAGGCUGUUCGAGAUGAAGCAAAACUAAUUGCUGUGGAGAUUUACAGAUGGAUUCGGGACGCUCUGAGACCCCCAUUACAAAAUAUAAACUCUGUCCAGUUGAAAGAACUAGAAGAAGAAUGGGUCAAAUUGCCAACAGGUGCUCCUAAACCAAGUCGAUUUCUGCGUUCCCAGCAAGAACUAGAAGCGAAAUUGGAACAGCAACAGUCUGCUGGUGGUGAUGCUGAGGGAGGUGGUGAUGAUGGUGAUGAGGUGCCACAGAUAGAUGCUUAUGAGCUAUUGGAGGCAGUAGAAAUUCUUUCCAAACUUCCCAAAGACUUUUAUGAUAAAAUUGAGGCAAAAAAAUGGCAAGAGAGAAAAGAAGCCCUGGAGGCUGUAGAAGUACUAGUGAAAAACCCCAAACUGGAAGCAGGCGAUUAUGCAGAUUUAGUAAAAGCAUUAAAGAAGGUUGUUGGAAAGGACACCAAUGUCAUGUUGGUGGCUUUGGCAGCAAAAUGUCUUACUGGCCUAGCUGUUGGACUAAGGAAGAAAUUUGGACAAUAUGCAGGACAUGUUGUGCCAACCAUUUUGGAAAAAUUCAAAGAGAAGAAGCCUCAGGUGGUGCAAGCCCUGCAGGAGGCAAUUGAUGCAAUCUUCCUUACUACCACACUACAGAACAUCAGUGAGGAUGUUUUAGCAGUAAUGGAUAAUAAAAAUCCAACCAUCAAGCAGCAGACAUCUCUUUUCAUUGCCAGAAGCUUCCGCCACUGCACUGCUUCUACCCUCCCAAAGAGCUUGCUAAAGCCCUUUUGUGCUGCUCUACUUAAGCACAUCAAUGAUUCUGCUCCUGAAGUCAGAGAUGCUGCAUUUGAAGCACUGGGCACUGCUUUGAAAGUGGUGGGUGAGAAAGCAGUAAAUCCAUUCUUAGCUGAUGUGGACAAACUCAAGCUUGAUAAGAUCAAAGAAUGUUCAGAAAAAGUAGAGCUGGUACAUGGUAAGAAAGCUGGACUUGCAGCAGACAAGAAGGAAUUCAAGCCUGCUCCUGGAAGGACUGCUGCCUCGGGGGCUGCAGGAGAUAAGGACACAAAGGACAUUUCAGCACCCAAACCAGGACCCUCAAAAAAGGCACCUGCUACUAAGGCUGGUGGGCCACCUAAGAAGGGGAAGCCAGCUGCGUCAGGAGGUGCCGGGGGCACUGGAACCAAGAAUAAGAAAGGACUGGAAACCAAAGAAAUCGUGGAGCCUGAGCUUUCGAUAGAAGUAUGUGAAGAAAAAGCUUCAGCUGUCCUUCCUGCUACCUGUAUACAGCUUCUAGACAGCAGUAACUGGAAGGAAAGGCUGGCUUGUAUGGAGGAGUUCCAGAAGGCUGUUGAACUAAUGGAUCGAACUGAAAUGCCAUGCCAGGCAUUAGUGAGGAUGCUGGCCAAGAAACCUGGAUGGAAGGAAACCAAUUUUCAGGUGAUGCAGAUGAAGCUUCACAUAGUUGCUUUGAUUGCCCAGAAAGGGAAUUUUUCCAAAACUUCAGCUCAGAUUGUCUUGGAUGGCCUUGUGGACAAGAUUGGAGAUGUAAAGUGUGGGAACAAUGCAAAAGAAGCUAUGACAGCAAUAGCCGAAGCUUGCAUGUUACCGUGGACAGCUGAACAGGUUAUGUCAAUGGCUUUCUCACAGAAGAAUCCCAAGAAUCAGUCAGAAACUCUGAAUUGGCUAUCAAAUGCAAUAAAAGAAUUUGGUUUUUCUGGGCUGAAUGUGAAAGCUUUCAUUAGCAAUGUGAAGACAGCUCUUGCUGCAACAAACCCAGCUGUGAGGACUUCCGCCAUCACCCUACUUGGUGUGAUGUAUCUGUAUGUUGGCCCCUCUUUGCGAAUGUUCUUUGAAGAUGAGAAGCCUGCCCUCCUAUCCCAGAUAGAUGCAGAAUUUGAGAAGAUGCAGGGACAGAGCCCACCUGCUCCAACCAGAGGGAUUUCCAAACACAGCAUAAGUGGUACAGAUGAAGGAGAAGAUGGAGAUGAACCAGAUGAGGGGGGCAAUGAUGUUGUGGAUCUUUUGCCGAGGACAGAAAUCAGUGAUAAAAUCACCUCAGAGUUGGUGUCUAAGAUUGGUGACAAGAAUUGGAAGAUCAGGAAAGAAGGUCUAGAUGAAGUGGCAGGUAUUAUCAAUGAAGCCAAAUUUAUCCAACCGAAUAUAGGUGAACUGCCAACUGCCUUGAAGGGUCGACUCAAUGAUUCAAAUAAAAUCUUGGUGCAACAAACAUUGAAUAUCCUCCAGCAGCUGGCCGUAGCAAUGGGCCCAAAUAUCAAGCAACAUGUGAAGAACUUAGGCAUCCCUAUCAUCACAGUCCUUGGAGACAGCAAGAACAAUGUUCGGGCGGCUGCCCUAGCGACUGUGAAUGCUUGGGCAGAACAGACAGGCAUGAAGGAAUGGCUGGAGGGAGAAGAUCUUUCUGAAGAACUCAAAAAGGAAAAUCCUUUCUUGAGGCAAGAGCUUCUGGGCUGGUUGGCUGAGAAACUGCCGAGUCUUCGUUCCACCCCCACAGACCUCAUCCUUUGUGUUCCUCAUCUCUACUCCUGCCUGGAGGACCGUAAUGGAGAUGUGCGGAAGAAGGCCCAAGAUGCCUUGCCAUUCUUCAUGAUGCACUUGGGAUAUGAGAAAAUGGCCAAGGCCACUGGGAAACUAAAGCCAACUUCUAAAGAUCAGGUACUGGCCAUGCUAGAGAAAGCCAAAGCUAACAUGCCAGCCAAGCCUGCUGCAUCUGCUAAAGCAGCUUCCAAACCGAUGGGAGGGUCAGCUCCAGCCAAAUUCCAGCCAGCUUCAGCACCUGUUGAAGAUUCUGUUUCCAGCACUGUAGAACCCAAGCCUGAUCCAAAAAAGGCCAAAGCUCUAGGAGUUUCCUCUAAAGCAAAGAGUGCACAAGGAAAGAAAGUGCCCAGCAAAACCAGCUUAAAGGAAGAUGAAGACAAAUCUGGUCCUAUCUUCAUUGUUGUUCCAAAUGGAAAGGAGCAAAGAAUGAAAGAUGAAAAAGGAUUAAAGGUGCUGAAGUGGAAUUUUACUACUCCACGGGAUGAAUACAUUGAGCAACUAAAGACUCAGAUGUCUAGCUGCGUGGCUAAGUGGCUACAAGAUGAGAUGUUUCACUCAGACUUUCAGCAUCAUAACAAAGCCCUUGCUGUCAUGGUUGAUCACUUGGAGAGUGAAAAAGAGGGUGUAAUUGGUUGCCUGGAUCUCAUCUUAAAGUGGCUUACCCUGCGGUUUUUUGACACCAAUACAAGCGUCCUAAUGAAAGCCCUAGAAUAUUUAAAAUUGCUCUUCACACUGCUAAGUGAGGAGGAAUAUCAUCUGACUGAGAACGAAGCAUCUUCCUUCAUCCCUUAUCUCAUCCUCAAGGUUGGAGAACCAAAGGAUGUCAUUCGUAAAGAUGUCCGUGCCAUCCUGAACCGGAUGUGCCUUGUCUACCCAGCCAGCAAGAUGUUCCCCUUCAUCAUGGAAGGAACCAAAUCCAAAAACUCUAAGCAAAGAGCAGAGUGCCUGGAAGAACUGGGGUGUCUGGUCGAGUCCUAUGGCAUGAAUGUUUGCCAACCAACCCCAGGGAAAGCCUUAAAGGAGAUAGCAAUUCACAUCGGAGACCGUGACAAUGCUGUGCGCAAUGCUGCCCUCAAUACCAUCGUCACCGUGUACAAUGUACACGGGGAUCAGGUGUUCAAACUGAUUGGAACUCUUUCUGAAAAGGAUAUGAGCAUGCUCGAGGAGAGGAUUAAGCGGUCAGCAAAGAGGCCUUCUGCUGCACCAAUAAAACAGGUGGAAGAGAGACCUCAGCGCACACAGAGCAUAAACUCCAAUGCCAACAUGCUGCGCAAGGGACCAGCUGAGGACAUGUCCUCCAAACUCAAAAUUAUGUAUCGCACUUAUAGGAUCCAAGCCCGAAGCAUGAGUGGGCAUCCUGAGGCAGCCCAGAUGGUUCGCCGAGAAUUCCAGCUGGAUCUAGAUGAGAUUGAAAAUGACAACGGUACAGUUCGAUGUGAAAUGCCAGAGCUUGUUCAGCACAAACUGGAUGACAUUUUUGAACCCGUCCUUAUUCCUGAACCCAAAAUCCGGGCUGUUUCUCCACACUUUGACGACAUGCACAGUAAUACAGCAUCCACAAUCAAUUUCAUUAUCUCCCAAGUAGCCAGUGGUGACAUCAACACGAGCAUCCAAGCUCUGACACAGAUCGAUGAGGUCCUGAGACAGGAAGACAAAGCUGAAGCUAUGUCUGGCCAUAUUGAUCAGUUUCUGAUAGCCACGUUCAUGCAGCUAAGACUCAUCUACAACACACAUAUGGCAGAUGAGAAAUUGGAGAAAGAUGAAAUCAUCAAGCUUUAUAGCUGUAUCAUUGGCAACAUGAUUUCGCUGUUUCAGAUAGAAAGCCUUGCCCGGGAGGCCUCCACUGGAGUACUGAAAGACCUGAUGCAUGGCCUCAUCACCUUAAUGCUGGACUCUAGGAUUGAAGAUCUAGAGGAAGGACAACAGGUGAUCCGCUCUGUGAACCUCUUGGUGGUGAAGGUUCUGGAGAAGUCAGACCAGACCAACAUCCUGAGUGCCCUACUUGUUUUGCUCCAAGACAGCCUGCUAGCAACAGCCAGUUCUCCCAAAUUCUCAGAGCUUGUUAUGAAGUGUCUCUGGAGAAUGGUUCGACUCUUGCCUGAUACCAUCAACAGCAUUAAUCUGGACAGAAUUCUUCUGGACAUACAUAUUUUCAUGAAGGUCUUCCCCAAAGAGAAACUGAAGCAAUGCAAAAGUGAAUUUCCCAUAAGGACCCUAAAGACGCUGCUGCACACUUUAUGCAAAUUAAAAGGGCCCAAGAUCCUAGACCACCUAACAAUGAUUGACAACAAGAACGAAUCUGAGCUGGAGGCCCACCUCUGCCGGAUGAUGAAGCACAGCAUGGACCAGACCGGGAGCAAGUCUGAUAAGGAAACAGAAAAGGGAGCAUCUCGAAUAGAUGAAAAAUCAUCAAAGGCCAAAGUGAAUGAUUUCUUGGCUGAGAUUUUUAAGAAGAUUGGCUCUAAAGAGAACACCAAAGAGGGCCUAGCAGAGUUAUAUGAAUAUAAGAAGAAAUAUUCAGAUGCCGACAUUGAACCAUUUCUGAAAAAUUCCUCCCAGUUCUUCCAGAGCUAUGUUGAAAGAGGCCUUCGGGUGAUUGAGAUGGAGAGAGAAGGCAAAGGCCGCAUUCCCUCAUCAACAGGCAUCUCCCCUCAGACGGAGGUCACGUGUAUGUCUGCUCCCACAAGCACAGUGUCCUCCAUUGGUAACACAAACGGAGAGGAGGUGGGACCGUCGGUCUACCUGGAAAGACUCAAAAUCCUCCGACAGCGGUGUGGUCUGGACAAUACAAAGCAAGAUGACCGACCUCCGCUGACCUCUCUGCUCUCCAAACCAGCAGUUCCCACGGUUGCCUCUUCCACAGACAUGCUGCACAGCAAACUCUCUCAGCUCCGGGAGUCCCGGGAGCAGCACCAGCACUUGGACCUGGAUUCUCACCAGACUCACUCUUCAGGAACCACGACCACGUCCUCGUCCUCCACGGCUAACAUUGACGACUUGAAAAAGAGACUGGAGAGAAUAAAGAGCAGUCGCAAGUGAAGCCGCCCCAGCCCCCGGCACCCCGCAGCUUCAGUUCACUAAACUCGGAGUCCUCCUAGUCGAAGGGCCUUGGCAGGCCUAGCACACAGACUGGCCGGCUGCACACACCGCGGGUCCGGGAGGAGCCGCCGCGGCGCGAGUCGUUGUACAUACUCUGCUUCUCCGCCAGCGCCCUGCCUCUAGAAGACUGUCCGUGUAGUAGUUUAGUGUACAGACUUGUAAACAGCUGCCCUCCUCUCAGCUCCGACUAGUCUCCAUAGCCUUUGUCUUUUAUUUUUAACUGCUCAUUUGUAAAGUCGUCCUGAUCUUUCCUAGCUUUUAACUAUUAGAAACUUUAAUAGUUUUUCCUUUGAGUUUGUGAGCUCUUCUCCCUGUAGCCCUGAAGGGUCACUGUAUUCUGUAUGAAUGCAUGGCAUGAUACAACUAAUUUAAGAGUCUUUUAUAAAUAAAGUUUGCAUUAACUAGAA